Molecule: messenger RNA, 525 nt
Organism: Closterium sp. Naga37s-1
Lineage: Eukaryota; Viridiplantae; Streptophyta; Zygnematophyceae; Desmidiales; Closteriaceae
Source: the annotation of a GenBank genome assembly
AUGCGAGCGGACGGGCUCCUUACAAAACCGUCUCUCACGGACGUUGAGGGGUGCCGCGGUGGCGGGUGCUGCAUAGCUGUUGCUGCUGCAGCAGCCACCGCUGCAGUUGUUGAUGCUGCUGCUGCUGCUGUUUCUGCUGCUGCUGCUGUGGCUGGUGUAAAUGCUGCUGCUGCUGCUGCUGUUUCUGCUGCUGCGGCGGCGGCUGUUGCUGCUGCUGCUGCUGCUGCUGCUGCCGCUGUUCUUGCUGCUGCUGCUGCUGCUGCUGCUGCUGCUGCUGCUGCUGCUGCUGCUGCUGCUGCUGCUGCUGGGGCUGCUGCUGCUGCUGCUGCUGGCGCUGCUGCUGCUGCUGCUGCUGCUGCUGCUGCUGCUGCUUCUGCUGCUGCUGCUGCUGCUGCUGCUGCUGCUGCUGCUGCUGCUGCUGCUGCUGCUGCUGCUGCUGCUGCUGCUGCUGCUGUUGCUGGUAACAAUGCUGAUGAUGCGACCCUCGAUGUUGUCUCAGGAAUGUGUUGUCGUUCCAGGUGGUAA